GCGCGCGGCUGCAGCGGGGCAGGCUGGGAAGCGUAGUUCGGGGCGGCGCUCGGCAGCCGCGCGGAGGCGGGACCCCUUGCCCCCGGCUGUCACCCCGGGCUUCCCCACUCCUCCCCUGCAGGUGUUCUCCCGAAAUCUGCAUCCCGACCCCGUGACCGCUGUGCAGACGAGGAGGACCUCAGCCUUGGGACCAAGCUGUGCGGGCUCUUUUGAGAAGCUCGGGGCUAUGGACAGGGUGGUUGGCAAAGGCUCUCCAAGCUUGUGAGGAGCAGCUGGGUGCGCCGCGGGAGGCAGGACGCGGAGGAGCAGGCGCCCGCCAUGGCCGGCCCGCAGGUUUCCGCCGCGGCCUCCAGCCCGCCGCCCCCGCGGAACGGCCCUCCGCAGCCCCUGUGAGGAGGAAGAGGAGGAGGCGGCGGCGGACGAGGCGCCGCCCCCUUGGCGAGCUUCCCGAGCCGGCGGCCUCCGCAGGACCCAUGGCGGAUCCCUCGCCCGCGCCGUCCCUGCGGGCAGGCGGCCCCCGCGCGUCGCGGCCCUCGGCCCCCUCGCCGCCGCCGCGCUCGCGCUCGGGCUCCGAGGCCGAGGAGGCCGAGCUGUCGCUCAGCCUGGCGCGCACCCGGACCCGCUCGUACGGCAGCACGGCCAGCGUGCGGGCGCCGCUGGGCGCCGGCGUCAUCGAGCGCCAUGUGGAGCACCGGGUCCGCGCCGGCGACACGCUGCAGGGCAUCGCGCUCAAGUACGGAGUCUCGAUGGAGCAGAUUAAAAGGGCAAAUAAACUGUUUACCAAUGAUUGUAUAUUUCUGAAGAAAACUUUGAACAUCCCAGUUAUAUCAGAGAAGCCUUUGCCGUUUAAUGGACUUAACUCAUUAGAUUCUCCAGAAAAUGAAACUGUUGAUAGUUUUUCUCAUGAAGAAGAGCUGGUGGCGGCUGGGGAAGACCUUUCCCCUCCCAGUCUUCAAGAAUCUGAUGCUCAGGCCAUACAGCCCGAGGAAGUGUCAGCCAGAGAUUUCCUGCAGAGGCUGGACUUGCAGAUUAAGUUAUCAACACAGGCAGCCAAGAAACUAAAAGAAGAGAGCAGAGAUGAAGAAAGUCCCUAUGCAGCUUCCCUCUAUCACAGUUAGAUGAUCAGGAGGCAUGAUCUAACUUGGAUGAAGAGAUGGUUGGAUCAUAAAGAAACCAACAACUGAUGAUUCAAAAGCAUCCCUUUUGGAUUCUGAUAGCAUACAUCCUUAAAUCACAAUUAAGUAGUUCCACCUACGUCAAUUGCACUGAAGUGACUAGUUCCCUCUGGCUUUGUAUGAUUUUCAGUCUUUAUUAUGGCAUGAUAGCAAAAUUGUAUCUUAAAGCUCAUCACUUUUGUAGGUGGUGGUAGUUUUUAGACUAGGUUUUGUAAAUACUAGUUGACAUAAAGCCUCAAAGACUAUUUACAUAUUCAGGCUAAAAUCAAUGUUUAUCUCCUGAGAAAUCCUAAUUAUGUGAAAAACAUGGUUGCUGUUGAAGUGAUGCUGAUUUUGCUAUGUGUUUAUAACUUAAGUGCUAUAUAUAUAUAUUUCAAUAUAUAUUACAUAUUCUGUAUGACUAUAAAGAAACAAAUUUUGUCUGCUAUUUUGUAAAAAUAAACUACAAAAGUCUGA
Molecule: messenger RNA, 1631 nt
Organism: Hippopotamus amphibius kiboko
Lineage: Eukaryota; Metazoa; Chordata; Mammalia; Artiodactyla; Hippopotamidae
Gene: LYSMD2
Product: LysM domain containing 2
Exons: 4
Coding region: 474-1118 (214 amino acids)
Source: RefSeq, a predicted model, not a curated record